CCACUUUAAGCUGGGCGUCCGCACUAUAUCCCGUAUGCCCGGGUGUGUCCGGGAUGCACUCAAGAUGGUGGUUGACACCACCGAGAAGUACGUGAAGAGCGAGGAGGAUUCGGAUAUCGGCUGCCUGACUGCUAUCUUUUUGCCGACAUGCUCCUCUUCCCGAUGAAUCGCGGUAGGACGGAUGGCCGCCGCAAGUGGGGCACCCGAUUUCAGCGGUUGGCUGGAGAGUGGCAAGGACUGCUCGACGAGUCCAAGAAUUUUGCUCAGCAGGGUCGCCACGUAUUCGCUCCACAUGGCGAUGGACCAGUGAGAGACGUGCGUGAACCAUCAUUGGAGGAGAUCAAACUGCAAGCGACGGAGCGACUGGUGAAGCAGGGGGAGCUGUCACGUGCGGCAAGGCGGCUGACGGCUGCUAAAGUCGCUCCAGCGACAGCUGCAACACUCCAGCAGCUCAAAGACCUACACCCUGCUGCCCCGUCGCCUACCAAGCCGCAGCCCCAGCACAGCCCGGAUGGGCUGCCCACGCUUCUCACUGUCCCACCCAGGGUUUUAUCGGCUGCCCUCAAGACGGCGUCAUGAGGAUCCGCAGCUGGCCCUACAGGUUGGCGGUACGAGCACCUGCGUUCUUGCAUGGCAGAGGGUGACGCAACGGCGCAAGACCAGACCGUCGCCCUACCCUCUCUUGUCAAUCGGAUGCUCCGCUUGAGAUAUGCCGGACAGCUGCACUAAGACUCCUUCGGCCGCCCGCCUUUUUGCUUUGAUGAAAGACAACGGACGGGUCCUGCCGAUCGCUGUAGGUGAUGUGCUUUAAAGAUGGGUGACGAAGGCGGUUUGUAUCGAGAGCAAACUUGCCUUCAGGGAGGAAUUUUCACCCCUGCAGUUUGCGGUCGGUACGUCGGCAGGCGGAGAAAAAGUCUUUCGGGCCUGUCAGACCUUCAUGGAGCCGCGACAACUCGGAUAAGCGUGUUUUGGUGACUUUGGAUUGCAGAACGCCUUCAACAGCAUCGACCGCCAGGCAAUCCUCGACGAGCUCGGCACAAAGUGGCCGUCCUUUCUCGACUUCUUUUGGCAGUUCUACGGUACCCCGGCUGAACUGUGGUAUUGCAUGGAGGAUGGACGCACAGAGACCAUCCUUAGUCAUGAGAGCAUCCAGAAGGGCGAUGCGGCGGGCCUUUUUCUCUUCUGCCUAGGCCUCCACCCCGCUCUCGCUGAAGUGCAAGAGGAGUUCUCCGACGACUUUAUUGGUACGUUCAUGCACGACAUCGAUGGUGGACUGGACAAGACACGUGUGACGCGGUAUGUGGACAGAGCUGAGCAGCUUCUGGCUGAGAAGAAACUGAGGCUGCGAAGAGACAAGAGUGCUGCAUGAAGCCCCCGCUAGCAACAAGACUCCGACGUCCCGGCGGACAUCGCCGUUUGCAGCGUGAAGUGUUCCUUUGGGGGCAUCACUGUCCUCGGCUGCUGCUUGGCGCCAACUCUUUCAUUCAGCGCAGCCUCGAGAAGAUCACCACUAGCUACCAGCCGCUGCUCGAGCCAAUCGUGACCUUUGCCCAAAUAGGCUUGCAGGGCUCUGGCCUUCUCCGCUAUUGUGCAUCCCCUCGGCUACACUAUUGGCUGCGCCUCCUCCCGCCAGACUCCGAUGUCUCCCUGGCAGCCGCCGAGCGACAUGACGCCGCCAUCAUUAUGGCAUUCAGGCGCAUGUUCUGCUUCCCUAGCGACUUCCCUGACUCGGUUUCCGCCCAAGUGCAGCUGCCCAUCCGGCUGGAAGGCUUUAGCCUUAUCUCUUCAACCACAAUUGCCCGUGCGGCUUUUCUCGGCUCGGUCGGAGUGACGGCAUUUGAUGUCUCUGGCCAUUUCCGCGGAGCACUAUGGAUGCCUCGGGGUAGGCCCGUUGCUCUACUGGACCUGCCCUGGCUUCAAGGAGCGAGUGACCGAUCAGCUGCAUAAAUUCCACUUCAACAAGCUCUUCAACUCCCGCCCGACAGCAGAGCCCGAGCCCGUCUCUUGAGCUGCCAAGAGCCUCUCUCGUUCGGUUGGUUGUCCGCAAUCCAUUUCAGUGACACCAAGGCGCUAAACAACUUCCAGUAUCGCCAUGCCAUCGCGGAGUGUCUCGACGUUAGCCUCCCGUACGCAACCGUCUUGCAGCGAUACACCAAGGCGAAUACGAAAAGGCACGUGGCCUUGGCGAACCGGGCUAUCGGCGACCCAUGAUAACAUGCAGGCUAGCUGGGAUUAUCGGCGACCCAUUUAUAUGAAGGCAAAGGCAAAGAGACAGGCAGCAGAGGCAGCAAAGUCAGUCAGCGCUCUCAGUCCGUCGGAAUAAGGAACAGAGAGUGGACUCGUAAAACAGAUACCGAAUACCCAACAUAUGUUGAGUUUUCUGAAGAGGUACUCUCUUCACCGCAAACGGUGCGCCAAGUGUUUUAGAAACACAGGCCAAUUGAAUUGUGGGCAUCUCUCUUGACCUCUAUCGAAAGGCAGAUCGAUCAACGAUAGAUGCUUGGUAAAU
Messenger RNA from Vitrella brassicaformis, 2509 nucleotides. The record is from the annotation of a GenBank genome assembly. NCBI's taxonomy places the organism in Eukaryota, Vitrellaceae.